Messenger RNA from Anguilla anguilla (European eel), 3133 nucleotides. RefSeq names its product calsequestrin-2-like. Lineage: Eukaryota; Metazoa; Chordata; Actinopteri; Anguilliformes; Anguillidae. The transcript is spliced from 11 exons. The record is from RefSeq and is a predicted model, not a curated record. The coding region runs from base 829 to 2130 and encodes 433 amino acids. Gene Ontology annotation, cellular component: sarcoplasmic reticulum lumen. Gene Ontology annotation, biological process: regulation of cardiac muscle contraction by regulation of the release of sequestered calcium ion. Gene Ontology annotation, molecular function: calcium ion binding.
AUGUACAAUGUGUUCUGCAACACUUUAGCGCUCGCUGGCAGUGCAGUCUUUUGUACAGUACACACCAAACCUGGCCUUAUGGAAUAACAUUGACAGUAAUGUGCAAUAAUAGUAGCCUAACGUGUAAAGUGUCCGUUAAGUUCCCCCACUGGUCUUUAAACUUCCAUAAAGGUUGGGACCAUAGACCAGUUCACAAAACCCAAAGUCAGAAGCACCUGCAAGGACAGCGGACAAAUCAAGGCCCCAAUUUGACUUUUGUCCUGAGACCUGUGACAGUCCUGUGAAAACUCCCUCAGAGAACGAUCCUCAUUUUUGGUUCAGAGCAAGACCCCCAAUGGCGCUCCUAUCUGUCCUCUUCUUCUCUAGUUCAGGGGGUUAUUUUUAGCUCAGAAACAACUGGCUUCCUAAAAAUGGUUGUGAAAUGGCAGGGGAGGGGGGCAGCACUAUGUAAGGUAUCCCACCAUAGCUCCCACAUCCCGAUCCCAGUCCACCCCUUUGUCUCCUCUUUGUCUCGGGGAGAGAGGGACGGAAGGAGAGAGAGAAGAGAGAGACAGAUAGGCAGAAAACAGACUCCUUUGCUUUUCUGCAGGAGACAGGAUAACUGGAAAAUACCGGAGAGGAAAAGGCUGGGAAGAAUCAUUCAUGGUUGAAGGUGCUGCUGUUUAUUUUUAAACCCUUUUUUCCACCCCUCGGUGUCCAUUUUCCUGCUGACAGGUCAUCAGCACCCCUCCUGCAGGCUCCCUGUCCUCAAAGGCCCAGUCCAGCGUUACCUCUCCAGCCCCUGGCAUCUCCCUCUCUCUUCCCAGGCCGCUGGUUCUGAAGGAGAACAUGAAGGCCCUGUGGCUGUCUGCCCUGCUCUGCCUGUAUCUGGCCUCCCUCUGUGUGGCCGAGGAGGGCCUGCAGUUCCCCACCUUUGAUGGGAAGGACCGGGUUAUCAACAUCAAUGACAAGAACUACAGGAAGGCCCUGAAGAAGUAUGACAUGCUCUGUCUGCUUUACCACGAGCCCCUGGGCAACAGCAAGGAGCUGCAGAAGCAGUACCAGAUGAUUGAGCUGGUGCUGGAGCUGGCUGCCCAAGUGCUGGAGGAUAAGGACAUUGGGUUUGGGAUGGUCGACUCACACAAAGACUCCAAAGUCGCUAAGAAAUUGGGUUUGAAUGAGGAAGGCAGUGUGUACGUCUUUAAAAAUGACCGGGUGAUUGAGUUCGAUGGACAGCUCUCUGCAGACACCCUUGUGGAGUUCCUCUUGGAUCUGCUGGAUGACCCCGUGGAGCUCAUCAGUAAUGCCCUGGAGCUGCGUGCGUUUGAUCGCAUGGACGAGGACAUCAGGCUCAUUGGAUACUUUAAAAACGAGGACUCAGAGCACUUCAGUGCCUUUCAGGAAGCUGCUGAACACUUCCAGCCUUUCAUCAAGUUUUUUGCCACCUUUGAUAAAACAGUGGCCAAGCAGCUGACGCUGAAGAUGAACGAGGUCGACUUCUACGAGCCCUUCAUGGAUGAGCCCGUGACUCUUCCUGGCAAGCCCCACUCUGAGAAGGAGAUCGUCGACUUUGUUAACAAGCACAAACGGCCAACACUAAGAAAGCUGCGUGCUGAAGACAUGUUUGAGACCUGGGAAGAUGACAUGGACGGAAUCCACAUUGUUGCUUUUGCUGAGGAAGAAGAUCCUGAUGGUUUUGAGUUCCUGGAGAUCCUGAAAGAAGUGGCUCGAGACAACACCCACAACACGGAGUUGAGCAUCGUGUGGAUCGACCCGGAUGACUUUCCCCUGCUGAUCACGUACUGGGAGAAGACCUUCAAGGUGGACCUGUUCAAGCCUCAAAUCGGUGUGGUGAAUGUGACCGAUGCGGACAGCAUCUGGUUGGAUAUGGCAGACGAUGAAGACCUGCCCUCUGCAGAAGAGCUGGAGGACUGGAUUGAGGAUGUGUUGUCUGGGAAGGUCAACACUGAAGAUGAUGAUGAUGACGAUGACGACGAUGAUGAUGACGAUGAUGACGAUGAUGAUGAUGAUGAUGACGAUGAUGAUGAUGAUGAUGAUGAUGAUGAUGACGACGAUGACGAUGACGAUGAUGAUGAUGACGAUGACGAUGAUGAUGACGAUGAUGAUGAUGACGACGACGACGAUGAUUAAUUUAUGAACUAUGAAUUCUGGGAGCCAAUCUUAAUGACCUCACCAGAGUACCUCAUGCUGGAUUUUGUUCAGGGAAGAAGCAAGGUAAACCCAGAGGAGAAAGCUAUCCUGAAUGCUUUUAUAGAGUUUUGUACAUUUUGUACGUAAAUAUAUCGUCUGCAACUUCAAUUUUUUCCAAAUGACAAAAUAACAUAAAUGGACAUUUAAAGCUCUGAAUUACUUCAAGAGUUGAUAGUACAACCGAGAGGUAUCUCACUGCUCUUAAAUGAGAGACUUCCAGCUCAUGAAUUUGAUGAUGUACACACUGAGCUGGUCUGGUGGUCUUUACUGUCAGUGCCAGCAGGGUCCUGAAUGAACGCACUGCCAAGCUGCCCCUUCAGACCAUAAUGCCUUUUCUAACUCAGCUCUCAUUAAUAAGACCCUUUCCUCCUGUUUUAGGCCUCCUAAUUAUGUGCUCCUUUACUGGAAUUCAAUCCUCAUUAAUGUGUUAUUUUACUGUUAUUUGACUUUCAUUAACUCCCUGCUAACUGGGACCAUUUGGAUCCAUGUUAACAAAAAUACCAAAAAACCUUUUGAAAAGUGAAUUGUUGUAACACUGGAUAAUUUGGAGUUCCUGUUCUUUAAUAUAAGGACUGCCUUAUGUUGUAAUCAACCUGUGGAAAAAGGAAAACUGCCAGAAUAUCUAUGGGAACUGUUAUUUAAAUAAGAUGAUAUAACACUAUUCUUCUGUAACCCCUGGGCAACCAUGCUGCAGCAGAUAAAUAAUAAUCAAUAUCCUAUGAAGUGAGAAAUGGCUAAUAAGAUAAUUACAAUGUGUAAAUAUAUAGUAGUUACUGUAAGUUUUUUUGGUCAAGAAAUAGUUUGAUGUUACAUCAAAAUGUCAGAUAUUAUAAAUUUAAAAAUCUAAAAACAAAGCCAACAAUAUUUCCCCAGUUGAGAGGAGAGAGGAGGUGAGGUGAGUGUAACUGCUUUCCAUUUGAAUAAAGCUCCAGGUUGAUAUGUG